Messenger RNA from Acanthopagrus latus (yellowfin seabream), 2111 nucleotides. Its product is annotated as rab9 effector protein with kelch motifs. The record is from RefSeq and is a predicted model, not a curated record. NCBI's taxonomy places the organism in Eukaryota, Metazoa, Chordata, Actinopteri, Spariformes, Sparidae. Bases 275 to 1666 code for a protein of 463 amino acids. Gene Ontology annotation, molecular function: protein binding. The transcript is spliced from 20 exons.
GAAUAAAAAUCAGAGCGAGUGGUGACAGUGGGAAAACGUGACAUGCCGAUCAUCAUCAAUCAUCUGACACAGACCUGCAAAUACCAGCGGCACGUUUCUGUUCUAUCAGCUGGUGACAGUGUUCUUUCAGAGGAAAGUGUAACUUACCUGACACAAAGGACAUCUGUGGGACUGUGAGAUGACUCACCCGUGGCUUACAGCAGCUUCAAUAAAACAACAAUAGAAAACCCAGAAAUCAACGUCCUGAAAGAGUCAAAUUGCUGCAGAUGCGAAGAUGGCAUUAGCAAGCGGUCAGUGGCUGGAAAAAGAGACGAGAGGAGAAGCCCCGUGUCCAAGACAUGGCCACGCCUUAGCUAUGGCAGCAAACGUAGCCUUUGUGUUUGGCGGAGCCUCCAGCAUCAACCAAGAGGAGGACAGCCCUGUUUACUUCAACGACUUCUACAUGCUAACAGUGUCUCCUGAUGACAUGACAUGGGAGGAGAUUCCACAGAAUGGAGAAGUGCCCUCAGCUAGAGAAGGGCACGUUCUUUGUGUCGUGAAAGGGAAGUUGUAUCUGUUUGGAGGAGUGUCCAGCCCCGAUGCCGCUGUGUGUCUCCCAGGAGUCUACAGAUUCGAUAUAGUGUCUCUGACUUGGGAGUGCUUAGCAGUCAGGGGUGUGGCCCUCAGGAGCCUGAGACACAGUGCUGUUGCUGUGGGAGACAACAUCUACGUGUAUGGAGGCAUUCUGGGAGGAAAUCCAACCAACGAUCUCAUGGUCUUCAACACAGUGUCUCUUACCUGGACUCCAGUAAAAACUAGUGGAUUGCUGCCUCCUGCCCUCUGUGAUCAGAGUUUUGCUCUUGUUGGAGAUCAGGUGUUCAUGUAUGGAGGUUAUGAAGCAGCUGGAGACCCCUGUAAAGAUCUCCAUGUUCUCAACACAGACAACUUAGUGUGGCAGAAAUGGGAAGUGAAGGGAGAAUCUCCUGCUGCCUGCAGUGGGCACACGCUGACUGCACACCAUGAUAAAGAUAUCUACCUGUUUGGCGGCAAAAGUAAAAAUCAGGACGGCACAGUGACGUCUUCCAGUGAAAUCCAUAAACUCAGUAUUGCUAAGAUGAAGUGGAAGGUUCCUCUGUACGUUGGGAUUCCUCCCAGCCAACGUAACGGACACACUGCCUUCAUCCUCCACAGCCAUCUGUUUGUAUUUGGAGGCAAGAAUGAAGAGCAGGAGUUUAAUGACCUGAAGGUGAUGAAACUCAUUAACCCCUCAGAGAGACAACCAGUGAUGAAAGAGAUCCUGUCAGAGUUUGGUCUGCAGGGAGUCAGCCACAGCUUCACACCCACAAAAGUUCCCAAUGUCCGCUAUGAGUUGAGUGACGUCCCAUCCAGCCAGCCAAAGAACACAGCAACUAAUGCACAGGUGUUUGUUCACAGAGACUUCAGUGCAGUUCGAGAUCAGGCCAUGAAAAUGAUCCAAACAGCCUUUACUUUGUUGGAUCAGGAGUUCCAGAAACUGGAUCGGUACAUCUAUCAACUUUGCUCACAGAGAAGUCAGAGUUGUCUAAAACUGCUGCUGCAGUGCAGAAAGAGAAAGAAGUUAAUGAAGUCCACAGACAACGACAGCAACAGGAGCUGCAGGAGAUGCUGGAAAAACAUCGCUCUCAAAAUGAGGCAUGGCUCCGAAUGAGAGCUGAGGAGAAUGACCGUGAGAGGAGGGAGCUGUGCAGACUCAGAGAGGAGGUGUUACAGGAACAGGAGAGGCUGAAGGAGGAGCAGAGCAGCAUCCAGAAACGCAGUGAACAUCUUCUGUCCAUCAUGCAGCAGUUCAAAGGAAUGUGAGAUGGAUAGGGAUCUUUAAGUGGUGGGUAGAUUACAAAUAAAACUGUUCUGGAUGGAAAGGAGAGUACUCUGAGGGACUUCUCUGUAUGUUAUUAACUUUCCUUCAAUAAAAAUACUUUGCAACUCACCACACAUAGCACUACAUUACAUUUUAUAUAAAUUGAAUGUUAUAUAAAUCUGGCCCUUACUGAUAUAUGAACAAACCCCACUGUCUGUAUUUGGGACCUUUUCUUCCCACUAGUCUGAAAGGAGUCAUGUUAUGGAAACAAAAUAUCAAGUGUACUAGUGCAUGA